Molecule: messenger RNA, 1370 nt
Organism: Paramormyrops kingsleyae
Lineage: Eukaryota; Metazoa; Chordata; Actinopteri; Osteoglossiformes; Mormyridae
Gene: arl11
Product: ADP-ribosylation factor-like 11
Molecular function (GO): GTP binding; GTPase activity
Source: RefSeq, a predicted model, not a curated record
AAUAAUGUGACACCUGUUAGUUUGGAAGAGAAAAAGUUAUCGUUAGGUGUGCAAUUGUGACUGUGCACUGACAGGCGUGCUCGUAUUAAAAGUGAAUGCUCUGGAAUGCGGAAUAGCCUGAACAGAAAACGAAUAAUAUUAUGGACCUCGGACGUAAACGUGAUUGGACGAGACUCGAGACUCGACGUAACUUCGAAUGUGGAAAAGCUGGUUCUACAAAACCCAUGACAGAGAUCCAUUCUGUUCAGUUUUCCAUAUGCACACAUCGCUGUCACUGCAGGAUCGCUUUCAUUCACGCAUCCAAAGGAUAAACGGGACAGCGGCAGUGGUUUCUGGCUGCCAUGGGGCUCGUCCAAUCCUGCUCUGGCUACCAUAAGCCGCUCCACGUGGUGUUGCUGGGCCUGGACUCUGCCGGGAAAUCCACAAUCUUCUACAGGCUGCGCUGGAACGAGGACCUCAAGACCCAGCCUACCAUCGGCUUCAAUGUGGGCAUGCAGCAGGUGGCAAAGAACAUCGUCUUGACCCUCUGGGAUGUGGGCGGCCAGGACAAGAUGCGCCUUUACUGGAAGCACUACCUUGAAGACUGCCGCGCACUGGUGUUUGUGGUGGACAGCAGCGAUCGUGGACGCAUUCGUGAGGCAGCGAGGGCCCUCAGGCAUGUCCUGGCCAUGGACAGUGUGAAAGGCAUCCCCUUGAUAGUGCUGGCCAACAAAUGUGACCUCCCCAACAUCAUGAACCUCAGCGAGGUGGCCACCACCCUGGGCCUGAACAACAGCACAGAUCGUGACUGGGUGAUACAGCCGUGCAGCGGCCUGAAUGGCCAGGGGCUCCAGGAGGCCUUUCAAGCCAUCGCCGAGCUGAUUAAGGACAGCAAAACAUCGAAUAGGUGCCUCUAGCAUGGGGCCUGUCGGCUUUCACCCUCCGUCAUCGGUGUGGAUGCUUCAUUGGUCCAGAAACUACUGCUGCUUUAGGACUACUGAACUGCCACUGCACCCACUGCGCUUCCACCCACUGUCAGGAUACACACCACAGUGAGAGAGAAUGGGUGAGACAUGUUUCACGCAUAUUUUUGCACCCUAUCAUAUAGGAGAUUUUAACUGUAUGAUGGAAAAGACUCUUUGCAGUGAGUGACAGGCGGCACUGGGAAAGUCGGCAGGCUGACACGAGUGAUCCUUGUGGUAGUCAUGAGAUAGAUAUUAAUGUUGCUAUUUGUUACAACACUAUUCUCUUAUGGUCCUGUUUUUUGAGGGAGACACUAAUAAUAAUUAAUUUUAUUUGCAAUGCAUAUUUCUCAUAGCCAAUACUCUAUGUAGUAAAAUAACAGUUGAAACAAAAUGAGAUAGUAAAAAUAAAAAGGCCAUGAACUACUA